Messenger RNA from Dioscorea cayenensis subsp. rotundata (Guinea yam), 738 nucleotides. RefSeq lists its product as uncharacterized. Gene Ontology annotation, molecular function: nucleotide binding. Gene Ontology annotation, biological process: transcription initiation at RNA polymerase III promoter. NCBI's taxonomy places the organism in Eukaryota, Viridiplantae, Streptophyta, Magnoliopsida, Dioscoreales, Dioscoreaceae. Bases 136 to 606 code for a protein of 156 amino acids. The record is from RefSeq and is a predicted model, not a curated record. Gene Ontology annotation, cellular component: RNA polymerase III complex. The transcript has 5 exons.
CCCUAGAACCCUCUUCAACUCUGUUUCUCUCAUCCUCCCGGCCAUCGGCAUUCCCCGUCGCCGCCGACGCCGUCGCCGUCGUGACCUUCACGCUGUGAUUAGGAACGAAAAUCAAUUGUCUGUGAUUCACUCAAGAUGAAAAUCUUAGAUCAAAAUGCUGGCAUGCUGACGAAUUUCGAGGUUGUUAAUUUGUUGAGAUCGAGGGGGGCAACAAUUGAUCUUUUGGGAUCUCUUGGUGUUGUUUCUGCCUCAGAAUGCAAGGUUUAUAGUUUUCUUGCUGACAGUGCUUCUUGCAAUCAAACAAGAGAAUGCAUUGGGGAGUUUCUGAAGAGAUGUGACAAGUUCAAGCUUUCGAAAACUGAGUUGCUUAAUAUUAUCAACUUGAGGCCAUCCAGCCAACCUCUGAUUUACCCGCUCAUACGGAACUGUGAUACACGUCUGGCGAAGAACGAGGAUGAAGGUAUUGAUGAAGUCCAAGAGUUGGUCGAUCUUGUGAAGGAGGUCCUGCCUCUGCCCCCUGCAAACAACCCUGACAAUGAAGUGGAAGUUAAAACAACAGAAAUUCAACAAGAAAUGCAAGACGAUAAGAUGACAGAAACAAACUAACAUUUCUUGGUUUCUCUUUUGACAAAUGAAAUUGAGGAACUUGUAUAGUUUGACAGUAGCUCAAAGUAUAUCACGCUGUCCGAAUCUUUAUUUGAAAAGCAAUUUAGAAAGAAUUUAUUAAGAAUAGAUUUU